Molecule: messenger RNA, 2217 nt
Organism: Linum trigynum
Lineage: Eukaryota; Viridiplantae; Streptophyta; Magnoliopsida; Malpighiales; Linaceae
Source: the annotation of a GenBank genome assembly
CACUUUCGGCUGCAUACAUGAUACAUCAUUUGCAUCAUCCUAACAAUACUCUCCACAGGAUAAUGGAAGCCAAUAAUUGACCAAGCUGAAAGAAGCCCUAUAAGUUCCAGUCAUUUUCCUGUAGAGUGAACUUGUAACAUAAUCACUCCGAAACCUACAAUGCAGACUCAUCAGGUGAUCAUGGUGGUCAUCACGACCAUGGCAGCAAGUCUUUUCAUGAUGCCAAGCUUCAUCAGGGCAGAAUCCGUUGCUUGUCAACCACCUUUAACCAACGAGGCUGACCGAAUCAGCAGCUUGCCGGGGCAGCCAGAGCCAGUUGGGUUUGGACAGUUUUCAGGAUACAUAGCUCUGGACGAUCAGCUUCAGUCUAGACUUUUCUACUACUUCGCUGAAGCUUCCACCAAUCCUGCUUCCAAGCCUCUUGUUCUCUGGCUUGGCGACCAGUGGGAGUGCUCUAACUUUGGGGCAUUCUCUGGGAAUGGCCCUUUCAGUCCUGUCUGUGGAAAUGUUCUGGCUACGAACAAGUACACAUUCAACCAAGAGGCUAACAUAAUCUACCUCGACUCUCCAACUGGCACUGGGUUUUCGUUCUCUGCCAAUACUACUACUACUUCUGCCACCUACAUCUACAAUGACACCGUUAUAGCUACGCAGAAUAUGAUCUUCUUGACCAGAUGGUUCCAAAAAUAUGCAGAGUACAAGAACAGAGACUUCUACAUCGCCGGGCAGGGCUAUGCUACUGGUCGCUCUGUUCCAUUUCUCGCCGAUCGCAUUCUCCGUGGCAGUACAACAAACGGCAUCAACCUGAAAGGAACCAUGAUGGGAAACCCUCUGCUGAACUUCAACACUGAUAUGGGGUCAAUCGGAGGCUUCCUCUGGUCUCACGGGUUGAUAUCAGAUAAAACCCACGAACUAAUGGAAACUUUCUGCAAUGGCGCCAAGUGGCUGAGAGAGAUCUACUCUGGCUCCCCAUUUUCCACGGCUUGUAAAGAAGUGGAUGAUAGGCUCUCAGCAGAGAUUCCAGACGGCCUUGACAUGCAGGAUGUCUCUUCCGAUACUUGUGUUGCAAUAUUUGGACCGUCGUCAAGGGUAACGGGAGGUUCCAAGUUCGAAAGUUCGAAACUUUUCUCGUCGAUUCGCUCACUCACUGCUUCACCGAGUCAUGAAGAAGUUUCAGAAGGGACAGAUGUGUGUGUGAAAGAGAAGAUCAUGAACUAUUUGAAUAGAAAAGAUGUGCAGGAAGCUCUCCAUGUCAGGACUACCAAUUGGACUGCCUGCCCCAGGCCUUUUCAUUAUGAUAAGAGAGGCUUCGAGACUCCGACGAUAGAUAUGGUGGGUUCAUUGGUGACGAAAGGGAUCAGAGUGCUGAUUUACAGUAUUGAUGAAGUGACAUUCGCACCGUUUCUUGGGACAAGGGUGCUGGUCAGUGACUUGGCCGACAAGGUAGGGCUGAACACAACAGUGCCUUAUCGAGGGUGGUUUGACACUGAUAAACAGGUUGGUGGAUGGACAGAAGCUUAUGGUGAGAUGCUGACCUACGCUUCCAUCAGAGGCGGAUCGUCUAAGGUUGCCAAGAGAUCUCUGUCACUGUUGAGAUCAUUUCUAGAGAGGAAGCCAUUACCAGUGUCAAAAGCUUGAGCUGACUUUGUCAGUCUGUGUUCCUGCUGGUACUAAAUAAUUCAGCAGAUGGUGUUUAGUGUUCCAGAGAAAUUGUGGAUUAGUAGGAGUUUAAGGUUCUGUGUAACAAAGGAGCUAGCAGUUAGUCUGUGUUCCUGCUGCAGUAAAUAGUUACUUCAGCAGAUGGUCUUUAGUCUUUCCUGGGCAGUUGUGGUCUAUUAGCAAGGAGUUUGAAGUAUCAUGUAAUGAACUUGCAGUUCUAUCUGCAUAUUGAUCUACUCAUGUGCAAAUAUGCGAGGUAUAUCAUGAUCUAUUUCCAUAGCAAUGGCAGUGCCAAUUAGGACACUGCAACAUCAUCUGAACCAAAGGGAGAUGUAAACGCUGGAAGCUGCAAUAUAUAAGCUUUAUCCCGACAGAUUGGAUUCAUUGUGUAAAAUUUAUUUUACUCUCUGAACAUUCUUGAGCGCAGCAGCCAGUGAUCUGUAAUCAUAUGAUUAAACAGGCACAAACUUGUUUGAUUUGCACCCAUUUCUAGAUGGAAAUCAGCUACACUUCUCAUGGCCAUGGCUUCUGUAUGGAUAAUGAAUUGGAGAGUAAACU